Pectinophora gossypiella (pink bollworm) is the source of this 2206-nucleotide messenger RNA. RefSeq names its product thioredoxin domain-containing protein 9. The transcript has 6 exons. NCBI's taxonomy places the organism in Eukaryota, Metazoa, Arthropoda, Insecta, Lepidoptera, Gelechiidae. Gene Ontology annotation, cellular component: cytoplasm. Bases 184 to 825 code for a protein of 213 amino acids. The record is from RefSeq and is a predicted model, not a curated record. Gene Ontology annotation, biological process: microtubule cytoskeleton organization.
UUAACUGUCAAUUUUGGUGAAGUAAACAAAACCUUGCGUGUUUACGACAAAAAUUAAGUUUAUAAUUGUUUAACGUGUGAAAUUGUUGUUUAAAAGCCAUCAAUUUAUUAUUUGUCAAGUUGUUCACCGAUUGGAGUGAAUAUUCUGUGAAUACCACGGAGUCAGUAGAGUACACUCAGUAUCAUGGAGCAAGUGAUCCAACAAGUGGCACAGACUGUGGAGAAGAAGCUCGACCAGGAACUUGAGCGGCUUGAUACUCUGGACAGCGGAGACCUGGAAGCGAUCCGGCAGCAACGCCUCAACGAGAUGAAGCAACGCGCCAAACAGAAGCAGGAGUGGCUGGCCAAUGGCCACGGUGAAUACACAGAGAUUGACGGUGAGAAGGAGUUCUUCACGGUGUGCAACAAGAGUGUGAACGUGGUGUGCCACUUCUACAAGAACGACUCCCCGCGCUGCAAGAUCGUGGACAUGCACCUCAGGAUGUUGGCCAAGAAACAUGUGGAGACACGGUUCGUCAAGCUGGACGCGGAGCGCGCGCCGUUCCUUACAGGUCGCCUCAAGAUCCGCGUGAUCCCCACUAUAGCGUGCGUGAAGGACAACAAGACGCGGGACUUCAUCGUCGGGUUCACCGACCUCGGCAACCGGGACGACUUCUCCACCGACAUGCUGGAGUGGAGGAUAGCCAGAUCAGAAGCAAUAGAGUACUCCGGCGACCUGCUGGUGCCGCCCAGCGAAGGUCCCAAAAAGCGCAUGGUGGUUCAAGCCAAGAAGACCAUCCGGGGUAGACAGGACGACUCCGACUCGGACUUGGACCUGUCCGACUGAUUGUGGUGAAUUGGUGAUGCGUUGAGGAUGCAAUAGGUUAAUGAAGAAUGAACACGUUUGUAAUAGUAAAGGGGUGCUGUUUCUGUCAGACUAAAAAAAAUAUUUUAGUUUCGAAUCCGUCAUAGGCCUGUUCAGAGAACGCGUGACUCACAUCGAAGUGUCACGGGUUCAAAUUCCGGCUCGGACUAUAAAACACUGAAUUCCGACUUUACGAGUUUGAAUUCACGUUUGGAUGAUACAGGGUGUUAGUGUCAUCGUAACGAAAACUUUGAGGGUUGAUUCAGACCAUGAUUCUGAGUCGAUAUCAAGUGGAAUUUUCUGUCGCAAAAGUAUGGAACAGAAAAUAAUAUAAAAACACAAAAAAAACAUGAAUUUUGCGACGGAAAAUUCCACUUGAUAUUAACUCAGAAUCAUGGUCUGAAGCAUCCCCCUCAGUAUUCGUUACGAUGUCACUAACACCCUGUAUAUAAUUGACAUCACGUUGUUUCCAUAGGACCCUGUUGCAUGGGACUUAAAAGUUAAAACUAUCACCUCAACCAUUCAUGUCAUUUUUGACAGUUGUUAUAAAUGGAGAAUGUAUGGAGGCGGUGCUCACCAGGGCAAUGUCAAUCUUGUCUUUUUGACACUUGCCAAAAGAGAACGUCGGCAUGACUUGAGCUGCAACUAAAAUAAAAUUAUAUUUGUCUGUCAAAAAAACGCACCAGUCGAGUCAUAAUUUUACCAUAUCUUUUAGCACUGAAUUUUGUGAUACAUCACAUAAAGACAAGCUUGCUGGCAAGCGAUAAUCAAUCCAUUACAUCAUUUAACAUUCUACUUUUAAUUGCAUUUAUUUGGCAGACGCCAUUUUAGUAAUUUACAAGUUAUUAUGGCAACAUUGGAAGCCUUGAUUGUAAGAUCCAAUCAGAAUCCCUGAUUCAGUCAGUAUUGCCAUUUAAAACUUGUAAAAUUAUAAUUUAUGGUAGAAACUGGUUUGUACCAGUUUACACUACAUGAGUGAAUGGUGCUAAUAUUAUUAUGAAUGGUUAACUUUAUUGUACAGGGUGUUAGUAACACCGUAUCGAAUACUGUGAGGGAUGAUUAGACCAUAAUUCCGAGUAAAAUUCCGACGGAAAAUUCGAUCUGAUUACUAUCAAGGGGAAUUUAAAGUCAAGUUAAAGUGGAAAAUUACUGGAUGGUCGACUUUGAGAGAUGAUUCAGCUCAAGAGUCUUGAGUUAAGACUUAUCAGUAAUUUUCCACUUUGACUUGACGGAAAAUUCUAGAAAAUCCAGAAAAUUCCUAUUCGAUACGGUGUCACUAACACCAUGUAUUGUGUGAAUCUGUUUAUGCUAAAUCUCGCUUUGUAAUCAAUUGUAUAAAAUUGUCAGUGAAUACAUUUUUUUU